AUGGAGCAUAUCCUCGAUUACCUUAUCGUCAAAACCCCAAAGUUCAAGGAAACUAUGAAGCUAUCGGAACCUACGCGCCAUGCGCAAGAUAGCAUGAGUAACUUCUGGGCAACCGUUACCCAGAUGCGUCCAGGUGGCCCUGAGCUCACAAGAUAUGCGGUGUCAAGAACGGUGAACAAUUUGAUUUACAACGAUGCGCCAAUAAUGACUGUUGGCGAUACCGUCAGCAAGUACCAGGCUCUUCCGACAUCAAUUGACACCAAGGGACUCGGACUCAAUGCAGCUGCCACGGGUGUUACAGGCAAGAUGGAAUGGAUGAAGGACGUCAUGAAAAAGAUCUCGACUCAAGAGGGUUACACUUCUCAUGAGUUUGAGAAGCUUGCUUCGUUUUUCCGCAGCACCUGGAUCCAGAUGCCAGAUGAAACAUCCUCUCCGCGUAGCAUGCGACCACGAUAUGUGAAACGGGACUUCGAAAGGGCCGGCCAUUCAGAUUCGGGCUUCGCACAAGGUGGACAAGCAGUCGAGAACAGUCGACUAAAUUUGAAGAACGCAGACACCGAUUCUUGUGCAGAAGGAAGUCGCACGCCCCUCAAGAGCUCAGCGCUCUACAUGCCGUUUUUCUCAUUUUCGAAGUACCACGAGAACGAGAUCAGCGAACGCGACAGCCGACCAAGCUCUGCGUUGAACAGCGUAAAAUCGACUAACGAGAGGCCAGAUGAGAUGAUUGAAAGAGAGUAUCUUCGCAAACGUCAAAAGCUGUUCAAAGCCUACGAGAAGGCUGUCAUUCAUGGUUCUUCCCCGCUAGACGAAUACCAAUACCAUUUCGACGGAGACGCCGAAUCAUCCAAAGAUCGAGAUUCGCGGAAUAGAUCCCAAGUUGUCACCAGAUGCAUAACCAAGCUGAGACGAAGACUGCAGACCAAGGAGCGGCAUACCGAAGAGUUGGAGAUGGAUCAGCCCAAUUGCUGGCCCAUCAUACGAGUCGGUCAGCUAUGGGCCUGGACCAUUGCAGAUGCAUGGUUGAUAACGUCUACCUCAUGCGCAAAGAGUGAAGCGCAGAGCAGCUUCGUUUAUGAUGUUUUCGAGCAUCUCAAGCGUCUUGCAGAAGAAGGGGAUCAAGUCACUGGCCCAGCAACCCCAGGCGAACUACUGAAAAUGAUUGUAGAGCACUGCGUCAGUGCAUACGAAAAACAAGUCAACAUUGGCGACGAGGAACCUCCUCAGCAACGGUCGAUUCGUCAGAUGUUUUCCGACUCCAUCAACGACACGGUUAGGGGAGAAACCGAUCUAUUUCGCUUGUUCCUCAAACGAGAUCCUCCGGCAGAGGGGUUAACAACGGAAAAGCUGCAAAAUGCUACCCUUGACGCAGCCAAACUUCUAUACGACAUCAAGGACGUUCGUGACGAGCUAAAUAUUCUCAAAAACGUUGCGAACCUUCAGCAGCGAGUUCAGUCCGACUUGGAGAAAAGCUUCACUAAGGGGUCGAAUAACAAUGAUGAGCGCGACCUGACUGCUACUUACGUUUGCGACGACAUCGCUGAACUUGAAAAGGUUGCUGAAAGAAUCAACGAUGCUUUGAACACUACCAUCACGCUGCAUGAAAGCGAGAUAGCGAACCUCGAGGCUAUAGAAGCUGCAAAACAGGGCCGGAAGAUAUUUGCCUUCACAGUUGUCACCAUCAUCUUUGUGAGCGCACCCAUCCCGUCCGUAGUCGUUCAGUGUCGAUCCCGUCAAGAACCCUAA
This is a messenger RNA of Colletotrichum karsti, 1743 nucleotides long. RefSeq lists its product as uncharacterized. Bases 1 to 1743 code for a protein of 580 amino acids. Lineage: Eukaryota; Fungi; Ascomycota; Sordariomycetes; Glomerellales; Glomerellaceae. The transcript is spliced from 8 exons. The record is from RefSeq and is a predicted model, not a curated record.